AUGGCUCGCUCCUUCCACCGAUUCAGUCUCAUUCUCGUUCUUAGCCUAGUCCUACUUGGCUCGACGGUAUGUCACGCGCAACCAGAUCAAGACUACCCUGAUCCCGCAGGGGACACUACCUUGCCGGAGGACAUGGGCGUGCCUCCGGACCAGCUCGACCAAUACACAGACCCGAACGCUUUCAACGAAGGCGAAACUGCUCCCACCGAUGCAGUUCCAGGCGAGGAUGCGCAAGAUCCGUUCCUUCCCCCGGAAGACGCCUACGUGCCCGACGAUACUACUCCCGCAGACGAGCAACAGCCUGCUGGCGAACCGGCUCCGGGGGACAUCCCCUCAGAAACCACCACUGCGCCGGACGACAUUCCCCCGGAAACCACCACUGCGCCGGAGGACAUUCCCACUGAUACCCCUCCCGUUGAAGAUGCAGCCCAGCCGACGGAUACCGCGUCUGCUGCGUUUGCUCCUGACACGACCGACGCUAAUUUCGAUCCUGACGCCGCCACUCCCGUCGACGCGACGGUUCCAACAGAAUCUGCCACCGUGGCUGUUGAUGAUACGGUGACUGCGGGUAACGGCACGAUGUACGACUUCCAAGGCGCGUACGAUAAGAUGAAGGGUGGCGAUCUCUCCACAGAGGCCAUUAUUGGUAUCGUCGCUGGGGUUUGUGGCGGCAUGGUCCUUGUCAUGUUGUGCGCGUGCAUCUGCUGGAUUCGCCAACGCAACAUCUGGCGAUCCAGAUACGGAGAUGGCAAUGCAGGAGCAAUUGAGAUGUAG
Molecule: messenger RNA, 774 nt
Organism: Closterium sp. NIES-65
Lineage: Eukaryota; Viridiplantae; Streptophyta; Zygnematophyceae; Desmidiales; Closteriaceae
Source: the annotation of a GenBank genome assembly